Messenger RNA from Metschnikowia bicuspidata var. bicuspidata NRRL YB-4993, 1398 nucleotides. Its product is annotated as glutamyl-tRNA(Gln) amidotransferase subunit. Bases 1 to 1398 code for a protein of 465 amino acids. Gene Ontology annotation, cellular component: mitochondrion; glutamyl-tRNA(Gln) amidotransferase complex. Gene Ontology annotation, molecular function: glutaminyl-tRNA synthase (glutamine-hydrolyzing) activity. The record is from RefSeq and is a predicted model, not a curated record. Gene Ontology annotation, biological process: mitochondrial translation; glutaminyl-tRNAGln biosynthesis via transamidation. Lineage: Eukaryota; Fungi; Ascomycota; Pichiomycetes; Serinales; Metschnikowiaceae. The transcript has a single exon.
AUGAUUCGGCCCUCUCUACGAAGACUCAAUGAGUUUGCUCUGGAUAAUUUCAAUUGCUUGGUUUCUAGAAGAAGAUUCCGGAGAAGUUUGCCUCUGAGCGGGCCUCUAGGAAACACAACAUUUGCAGCUAAAGAUAACAUUUCAACGACGCAAGAGCCUACAACUUGCGGGUCGAAGAUUCUUGAGACUUACGUCAGUCCAUUCCAGGCGACUGUAAUCACACAGCUAGAAAAAGCUGGACUGGUUCUCGUGGGGAAAGCAAAUAUGGAUGAGUUUGGAAUGGGGUCGUCGACAACCCAUUCCAGUCAUGGGCCCACCAUCAAUCCCAGGUUCACCGAGAAUCGUAUAUGUGGGGGCUCUUCCGGAGGCUCUGCUGCAGCGGUUGCUGGGAGAAUAGCAGAUUUUGCCCUCGGAACUGACACCGGUGGCUCUGUACGUCAGCCAGCCAGCUAUUGUGGAAUUGUGGGAUUCAAGCCUUCGUAUGGCAGGAUAUCCAGAUACGGUGUCGUGGCAUAUGGCCAGGGCCUCGACUGUGUAGGCAUUCUAAGCAAUAAUGUGAAAACUGCAAGCAAAGUGUACUCUGUGCUAGACGAGUACGACGAGAAAGACAUCACAUCAAUGCCGGUAUCAACGCGAGAAGCGGUAUUCAAGAAUCACAACGAAAACGACAUGUCCCGCAAACUCAAGAUUGGAAUUCCGCAAGAGUUCAUUUUGGACGAACUCCAUCCGGAAACCCGGGCGAUGCUUGGCUCAGUGUUGGAGGAUUUGAUGGAUGCGGGCCAUGCUGUUUACCCCGUGUCCAUUCCAUCUAUUGGGAAGCUGUUGUCAGCAUACUACACGCUUGCCACUGUAGAAGCAGCAUCUAAUUUAUCACGUUUCGACGGUUUGAGAUAUGGCUCCGGAGCUCGUGACAACGACAAGCGAGCAGACGGUGAUACAAACGGCCAGAGCCUCAUUGCUCGACAAAGAACAAAAUACUUGGGCCCCGAAGUGCAGCGCAGAAUUAUUUUAGGUAACUACACCUUGUCUUCUGAAGCAGGGGACAACUACCUCCGCGCCACACAACAUAGAAGCAAAAUAGUCGAGGAGCUCAAUCAAAUUUUCGAGCUCCCAAAUUUACUUUGGGGGCCGUCGGCUGUCAGCCGUGGUACAUGUGAUGUACUCAUCGGCCCCACAGCAUUUGGCAAGGCGCCUACCUUCGCGGAGUAUGAGCUGCAAAGAAGAGACACCUUCUUGAACGAAUACCUCAAUGACGUUUUCACUGUGCCGGCGUCCAUGGCAGGACUCCCCGCCAUCUCUGUACCUUAUGGCAAAGGGGACUGUGGCGUGCAAGUGAUGGGUCAGUAUGGGGAUGACGAGACCGUAUUGCGAGCUGCAGAGCUCAUCGAAAGAUUGUAG